AUGAGGUUCUACAAGAAGGAGCUGCCCGACGUUGACGAGGUGGUCAUGUGCCAGGUGCAGCAGAUCGCAGAGAUGGGCGCCUACGUCAAGCUUCUCGAGUAUGACGGCGCAGAGGGAAUGAUCCUCCUCUCCGAGCUCUCCCGAAGGCGUAUCCGAAGUAUCCAGAAGCUCAUCCGCGUCGGGAGGAACGAGGUCGUCGUCGUGCUCAGGGUCGACAAGGAGAAGGGCUACAUUGACCUUUCAAAGCGCCGUGUCUCGCCCGAGGACAUCAUCAAGUGCGAGGAGCAGUUCCAGAAGUCCAAGGCGGUCCACAGCAUGAUGGCCCACAUCUCGGGCAAGCUCGGCAACCCGAUUGAGGAGCUCUACGAGAAGGUCGCCUGGCCCCUCGACGCCAAGUACGGGCACUCGUUUGACGCCUUCAAGCUGGCCAUUAUUGAGCCCGAGAAGGUGUUCGAGGGAAUCGAGGUCGACGAGUCGGUGCGCAAGGAGCUCGACGCCAACAUUGCGCGACGAUUCACGCCGCAACCAGUCAAGAUCCGCGCCGACGUCGAGGUCACCUGCUUUGGCUACGAGGGCAUCGACGCCAUCAAGAAGGCGCUGCGCGCCGGUGAGGCCGUCUCGACGGAAAACAUCCCGAUCAAGAUCAAGCUGGUCGCGCCGCCUCUUUACGUGCUCAUCACCAACUCGACCGACAAGACUGGCGGCAUCGCAUUGAUGGAGGAGGCGCUGGUCAAGAUCUCGGAGAGCAUCCGGGCGAGCGGCGGCGAGGUCAACAUCAAGAUGAAGCCCAAGACGGUCUCCGAGGUCGAGGACCAGGAGCUGGCCCAGCUCAUGGCGAGAGUCGAGAAGGAGAACGCCGAGGUCGAGGGCGACGAGGACUCGGAGGGAGAGGAGGAGUAG
This is a messenger RNA of Pseudozyma flocculosa PF-1, 900 nucleotides long. RefSeq lists its product as uncharacterized. The record is from RefSeq and is a predicted model, not a curated record. Gene Ontology annotation, cellular component: eukaryotic translation initiation factor 2 complex; eukaryotic translation initiation factor 2B complex; multi-eIF complex. The transcript is spliced from 3 exons. Gene Ontology annotation, molecular function: translation initiation factor activity; ribosome binding; RNA binding. Lineage: Eukaryota; Fungi; Basidiomycota; Ustilaginomycetes; Ustilaginales; Ustilaginaceae. Bases 1 to 900 code for a protein of 299 amino acids.